AGCAGUAUGUCUUCGCUCACUGCGCUGCUCCUGUGCUUGGCCUGGAGCUCCGCGGCUGUAGGAGGAGGGAGAGGCCGCGGAGAGACCUGCUUCUCCUUCGCUCCUGCCACGACGAGCUUGAACUGCUUCAGAACCAUGCCGCCUCUCUGCCAUCCUCGGAAGCAUGCACUUGAGAGCUGGGAUACGGAAACGCGCAAAGUAAGGUUGCAGCAUCGCAAUGGACCUGCCACGAAUGUUCCAAGUCUGCGAAUGGGAUCCGAUGGUGCACUCGAAAGAAUCAUCAUAGACAAGGAGCGAGAAGUCAUGGUGAUAUUUCCUGUUGCCCCAGCCGUAAAGAAAGAGUCAGUGAAGUUUCAGAUGGGCAGGAAUUCAAUAUUUCUUUCAGUGGAUGAAUCGACGCUUCUCGAUGGUGACCUCUGGAACCAAGCCAACUUAGACCUGAGCUACUGGGAGUUUGACUCCUACCAGCAGCACGAGAGAGCGAUCGUGCUGCAUGUGGCAAAGAUCGGAAACAUGGCCUGGCCGGUGCUGCUGGCUAAGGAGUACGACCCGAAGACCAUGGUAGAUCGGAAUGCAACGAUGACACCUGAGAAGAGGAAGGCGACACCGGAGGAGCUCAAGCUCAUUCGAGACGCUUACUGGCACCAAGUGAACUCUGGG
Guillardia theta CCMP2712 is the source of this 660-nucleotide messenger RNA. RefSeq lists its product as hypothetical. The record is from RefSeq and is a predicted model, not a curated record. The annotation marks the transcript as partial. The transcript is spliced from 5 exons. NCBI's taxonomy places the organism in Eukaryota, Cryptophyceae, Pyrenomonadales, Geminigeraceae.